Pistacia vera is the source of this 4548-nucleotide messenger RNA. Its product is annotated as putative phospholipid-transporting ATPase 9. Bases 484 to 4092 code for a protein of 1202 amino acids. Gene Ontology annotation, molecular function: ATP binding; magnesium ion binding; ATP hydrolysis activity. Gene Ontology annotation, biological process: phospholipid translocation. Lineage: Eukaryota; Viridiplantae; Streptophyta; Magnoliopsida; Sapindales; Anacardiaceae. The record is from RefSeq and is a predicted model, not a curated record. The transcript has 11 exons. Gene Ontology annotation, cellular component: plasma membrane.
UCCAUCUACCCACCACAUGAAAUAUUUAAACAACAAAACAUGUUUACUUUAGUUUUGGUUCGUUAUUUGUUUGAAGGUUUUUCUUGUUCCUUUUACUUUUUAAGCUUUGUGUUUUUUUUAUAAAACUUUUUCCUGUACUGUAAGGACUUGGAGUCUUUAGAUUCAAGGAGCUCAACAUUUUUCUUUCACUUCUCUUUAAUUCUUAAGGUCUUUUUUUUUUUUUUGAGUUAAGUUGUGUUAAUUUAGCAGAGUUUGAGUUUUGGACAUAUUGUUUUCCUAGAUUUUUGCCUUGGUUUAUCUUUAGAUCUAGAAGUAUUUGUGGUAACUGAUUUCCAGAUGGGAUGGUUUUCUGUUACUUGAAAUCGUUGGUUGAAUAUUUUCUUAAAGCUAGAAUUCCUCUUGAAGAAGAAGCUGGUCUUGUAUCUGGGCCCUGGGGUUUUAUGCUUUCAACCAUUUAAAAGAACAAUUUUUUUGUUGCUAUAGAUGGCUGGUAAUAGAAGAAAGAGGCAUAAUUUCAGCAGCCAAAUUCAUGCAUUUACUUGUGGUAAAACAUCAUUUCAAGGUGAUCAUUCAUUGAUUGGAGGACCUGGAUUCUCAAGAGUAGUGUAUUGCAAUGACCCUGAUUGCUUUGAGUCCAGUGUCCUCAAUUACAGUGACAAUUAUGUUAGAACCACAAAGUAUACUCUUGCAACAUUUCUUCCAAGAUCAAUAUUUGAGCAAUUUAGGAGAGUUGCCAAUCUUUAUUUUCUUCUCUGUGCAAUACUUUCUUUCACACCUCUCUCUCCUUACUCUGCUGUGAGCAAUGUUCUUCCUCUUGUUGUUGUGAUUGGAGCUACUAUGGGGAAAGAGAUUCUUGAAGAUUGGCGACGCAAAAAGCAGGAUAUUGAGGUGAAUAACAGAAAGGUGAAAGUGCAUUUUGGUGAUGGGGUUUUUGAAUCUAGUAAAUGGAAGGAUCUGAAAGUUGGGGACAUUGUGAAGGUAGAAAAAGAUGAAUUUUUUCCUGCUGAUCUCAUCUUACUUUCCUCAAGUUAUGAGGAAGCAAUUUGCUAUGUUGAAACCACAAACCUGGAUGGAGAAACCAAUUUGAAACUGAAACAAGCACUUGAUGCUACUUCAAAUCUGAUUGAGGACUCAAGCUUCCAAAAUUUCAAAGCUAUCAUUAGGUGUGAAGAUCCCAAUGCAAGUUUGUACUCCUUUGUUGGCACUAUGGAUAUUGAAGAACAACAGUACCCUCUCAGCCCUCAGCAGCUUCUGCUUAGGGACUCGAAGCUGCGGAAUACUGAUUAUAUCUAUGGGGUAGUUAUCUUUACAGGUCAUGAUACAAAGGUUAUUCAAAAUUCAACACCGCCCCCUUCUAAGAGAAGCAAAAUUGAGAGAAGGAUGGAUAAGAUAAUUUACUUCUUGUUUGGCACCUUAGUUUUAAUGUCUAUUAUUGGAUCGAUAAUCUUUGGGAUUACAACUAGUGAGGAUAUAGAAGAUGGAAGGAUGAAGAGAUGGUAUCUUAGACCGGAUGACACUACUGUUUACUAUGACCCAAAGAGAGCAGCUGCUGCAGCAAUUCUGCAGUUUUGGACUGAUGUUUUGCUGUAUGGAUAUUUGAUUCCCAUUUCCUUGUAUGUGUCGAUAGAAAUUGUCAAAAUCCUUCAGAGCAGGUUUAUCAACCAAGAUAUUCACAUGUACUAUGAGGAAGCUGACAAGCCGGCACUGGCUCGUACCUCAAAUUUAAAUGAAGAACUUGGCCAAGUUGACACUAUACUUUCUGAUAAAACAGGGACUUUAACUUGCAACUCCAUGGAAUUUAUCAAGUGUUCAAUUGCUGGGACCUCCUAUGGCCGUGGAGUAACUGAAGUUGAGAGAGCAAUGGCCAGUAGAAAGGGGUCACCUUUACCACAAGAGGCGACUGAGGAAGAGGCUAAUGUUGUGGAGUCUGCUGAAGAAAAGGCAUCUGUUAAAGGUUAUAAUUUUGUGGAUGAAAGGAUCGUGAAUGGUAAUUGGGUUAAAGAGCCUCGGGCAGAUGUAAUCCAUAAAUUCUUGCGACUGCUGGCCAUCUGCCACACUGCACUACCUGAAAUUGAUGAAGAAACUGGAAGGAUUACAUAUGAAGCUGAAUCACCAGAUGAAGCAGCUUUUGUCAUUGCAGCAAGAGAACUUGGGUUUGAAUUCUACGAAAGGACUCAAACAAGCAUCUCACUUCAUGAGUUAGAUCCAGUUUCUUGCAGGAGUGUUGAAAGGUCUUACAAACUUUUGAAUGUCCUGGAGUUCAGUAGCUCUAGAAAGAGGAUGUCUGUGAUUGUAAGAAAUGAGGAGGGGACUUUGCUACUACUUUCCAAAGGUGCUGACAGUGUCAUGUUUGAAAGACUUGCGGAGAACGGAAGAGAGUUUGAAGAGCAGACCAAGGCACACAUCAAUGAGUAUGCUGAUGCCGGUUUGAGGACUUUAAUACUUGCCUAUCGUGAACUGGAUGAAGAAGAAUACAAUAGGUUUAAUGAGGAAUUUACUGUGGCCAAGAAUUCACUGAGUGCAGAUCGUGAGGAAAUGAUUGAGGAAGCGGCAGAAAAAAUUGAAAAGGAUUUGAUUCUCCUUGGUGCUACAGCUGUUGAAGACAAACUUCAAAAUGGGGUUCCUGAAUGCAUUGACAAACUUGCACAAGCAGGAAUUAAACUAUGGGUUUUGACUGGAGAUAAGAUGGAGACUGCAAUCAAUAUUGGCUUUGCCUGUAGUUUGCUUAGACAAGGAAUGCAACAAAUAGUAGUCAACUCAGACACACCAGAAACUAAAGCUCUUGAGAAAUCAGAAGAUAAAUCUGCUGUUGCUGCGGCAUUGAAGGAAAGCGUUAUCCGUCAAAUACUUGACGGAAGGACAUUGCUUAGAGCUUCAAAUGAAAGCUUGGAGGCAUUGGCACUGAUCAUUGAUGGGAAGUCACUCACUUAUGCUCUAGAAGAUGAUGUCAAGGACAUAUUUCUGGAGCUUGCCAUUGGCUGUGCUUCAGUAAUUUGCUGUCGUUCAUCUCCUAAACAGAAAGCACUUGUUACAAGGCUAGUCAAAGUUAAAACUGGUAGCACAACUUUAGCAAUUGGUGAUGGGGCAAAUGAUGUUGGAAUGCUUCAAGAAGCAGAUAUUGGAGUUGGUAUCAGUGGUGCAGAAGGAAUGCAGGCAGUCAUGUCAAGUGACAUUGCAAUUGCACAGUUCCGAUUCUUGGAGCGCUUGCUACUUGUGCAUGGACAUUGGUGUUAUAGGAGGAUUUCAUCAAUGAUAUGCUAUUUCUUCUACAAGAACAUUGCAUUUGGCUUCACUAUCUUCUUCUUUCAGAUGUAUGCAUCAUUUUCUGGCCAAACAGUAUACAAUGAUUGGUUCCUAUCACUUUAUAACGUCUUCUUCACAUCACUUCCUGUGAUUGCCCUGGGAGUUUUUGACCAAGAUGUCACUGCCCGUUUGUGUCUGAGGUUCCCUCUAUUAUACCAAGAAGGUAUACAAAAUGUCCUAUUUAGCUGGACUCGUAUACUUGGAUGGGCAUUCAAUGGGGUUUUAAGUGCUAUCAUCAUCUUCUUCUUUUGCAUCCGGGCAAUGGAGCAACAAGCCUUCCGUAAAGGUGGGGAAGUUGCCGGCUUGGAAAUCCUAGGUGCCACCAUGUAUACCUGUGUUGUAUGGGUGGUGAACUGCCAGAUGGCACUGUCAGUGAGUUAUUUUACAUUCAUACAACAUAUCUUCAUCUGGGGUGGCAUUAUAUUCUGGUAUCUAUUCCUAUUGGCAUAUGGAGCCAUGGAUCCAGACAUAUCAACAACUGCCUAUAAGGUCUUCAUUGAAGCCUGUGCCCCAGCACCUUUUUUCUGGCUCAUUACAAUCUUAGUUGUGAUCUCCUCCCUGCUUCCGUAUUUCGCUUACUCUUCAAUUCAAAUGAGGUUCUUCCCCUUCUAUCAUCAAAUGAUACAAUGGAUUAGGUUUGAUGGGCAAACAGAUGACCCUGAGUACGUUUAUAUGGUGCGACAAAGAUCAUUGCGACCAACAACAGUAGGUUUCACUGCUCGGUUUGAAGCAAGUUCAAGAAACUUGAAAGCAGACCUUGAAAAGAUGACUGAAGGACAAGCUUUGUAGAUUCUAUUAAGAAUAGUUGGUAUUUAGCUGCUAAGAAGACUUUCUUUCUUCUUGUACAUAUUUAAUGCAGACCUCAUCUUUCAACCGCGUUGCUCAACAAGAAAGAAUGUUUUGUAGAUGAUGCUCUCAAGUGAAACGAUGCCAGCCAUGUCUUACAAGUUUUUGCUUAAAAGAAUUUUGUUUUUCUGAGCUCCAAAACUAUAUUUUAGUUUAUCGUUUUGGAAGCAUUACAGUAAAAAAUUGUAUUGUUCAUGUAAUUUGUAAUUCUAAAAGCUUGAUUCAAUUUAUUUUGCCCUCAAAUGUACCUUGUAAAUCAACUUCUAAGUUAAGAAGUGUAACAUGAUGCAGCAUUCGGGAAAACUUCUUUCAUUGUUCUCAUUUUUUCUAUUUGGUAUUCCAAAGUUCUUGUUACAAAAUUGAGAGUUUUCCUUCAGUGAACUCCACCCUUAUUCAACA